Molecule: messenger RNA, 1846 nt
Organism: Siniperca chuatsi (mandarin fish)
Lineage: Eukaryota; Metazoa; Chordata; Actinopteri; Centrarchiformes; Sinipercidae
Product: ubiquitin carboxyl-terminal hydrolase 37-like
Exons: 14
Coding region: 348-1406 (352 amino acids)
Biological process (GO): G1/S transition of mitotic cell cycle; protein deubiquitination
Cellular component (GO): nucleus; cytosol
Molecular function (GO): cysteine-type endopeptidase activity; cysteine-type deubiquitinase activity
Source: RefSeq, a predicted model, not a curated record
GGAGUCCAAAAGCACCCGUGGGAGAUGGACAGCGCGCCGGCCCACUGCAGAGCAAAGCCGCCUCCUCACAUGGCCCAGCCACUAUUACAACAACAGCUGGAAGUCUAAAAACGGGGAAGAGUCGCUGGAGGUGCAGAGUCUUUGACUGCUGCGGAAGAAAACGUCGAGUCGCUCCAGCCGCAGACGCCGAGGGACGGCAGAGGACCCCUCGCUCGCCUCACAGGAGCCCCGUCAAAGCUACAGACAGGACUCUGUGUGCUGCAGAUGAUGUUGAUGAGGUGGUUGAGUUCAAAGCUCCCACUGACGAUGAGGAGGAAGCAGCAGAGAAGGGAGCAAAAAAGAAGAAAAUGGACAAGCUGCCCAUUCUUAUGGCUUUAAUGUUGCAGACCGUGUGCAAGACACUGGCCAUGCAGGGCUCGUCCUGCAAAAGCACCGUGGCGCAGGCCAUCGGCUCCCAGAGCCUCGGAGGUCAGCAGGACUGGCUUGGGUUUCCAAACCCGGCCCAGAUGUGCUACAUGAACUCCAGCCUCCAGAGCCUGAUCACGCUGGCGGACUUCAUCAGGGACGUCAGCAGCCAGGAGGACGUGUGGAGUUCACUGCCUGAGGCUGAACUGAUGAGAAGAUUCAUGGACGUAGUGUGGAGUCACCGCUCCGUCGACUCCUGCCACAAACUCCAGGCCCUCGAUAUGUUCAAGAGGGCCCUCUCAGUCCAGGCUCCUGAGUUUCGGGACAACUACCAGAAAGACGCUCACGAGUUCCUGAUGACGGUCCUGGAUCAGAUGAGGAGUUUGUCCCCUCUGCUGCAGGAGGUCGCCGCCAGCUUAGGAAAAAGCUACAGAUGCCCCGUCGAGGACCACCUGGUGUUCAAGAUGCAGAACACCAGGACCUGCAAGGGCUGUGGAGCCCGGUUUACACAAGUGGAGAACUUCACCAUCCUGUCUCUCAACCUGGUGCCGGGAGAUUCAGUCCAGGAACUGCUCCAGGAGUCCCUGAUGGAGACGGACUUGGAAUUCAGGUGUGACUGCGGUGCCAACACAUCCAGCCAGCAGUCCACCUUUGCGACCCUGCCCAAAGUGCUGAUACUGCAUCUGAAGCGUUUUCGCUACACUCCGCUCCUGCAGCUGGAGAAGCUGAGCGACCCAGUUGACCUCUUCAGGGAGCUGCUGGUGACCUCCAGCCAGGCUGAUGGUUGGUACAGUCUGGUGAGUGUCAUCAGCCAUCUAGGCACCGAAGGGAACAGAGGACACUACGUGAGUAACGGGGUGCACCCAGAUGCAGAGCUGGAUGACCCCGAUGACCGCUGGCUCAACUACAACGAUUCAAAUGUCACAGAGACAACCGGGGCGUCCGUCUGCAGUCUGCGUCAGCAAACCGCCUACAUCCUUUUCUACCAAAGACGGAUGUAGAGCAGUCUGGCGAUGGGGGAACAUGAUCGAUCCCAGGUGAGCGGCCACGGGAACGUCACAGGUAAGUGUGUUGUUUCCAUCUCUGUUGUCUUCUUGCAGGUGGCGAAGGGCGAUGGUGGAGGUUCAGGACAGUCUACCAGCUCGUGUCGUGGCCUGGAGCAGCAGGAGUUCCCCCAGCCCUCAGGAGGAGGGGCCGCGUUCAGAGAGCCAGGUUCCUCCCGAGGUUUCUUCCUGUUAGAGGGAGUUUUUCCUCGCCGCCGUCGCCUCUCAAUGUGGACCAGGCAGAAUCACAACUCGUCUCCAACGUCCUCAACUGGACAGAAAGUCAUCACUUUUAUUGUCAUCUGGAGAUGAGUUGGUCUGUAUUAACUUGGCUUGCUCUCUGGGAAAGACUGUGAAUAAAAACAUACUUGAAUUAAGAAUGUUUUCUGUGUAUUUUA